UACUGGUAUUACUAUGGCAACUUACCAUUGGCUAAGUACGAGUCGGGUCUUCCAGAUUUUGUUGAAAAGCGUCAGGGUGGUUUCCUUGGCUUUUCCUCCCAUUCUAAUUAGAUAUUCUGGAUGA
Molecule: messenger RNA, 124 nt
Organism: Rodentolepis nana
Lineage: Eukaryota; Metazoa; Platyhelminthes; Cestoda; Cyclophyllidea; Hymenolepididae
Source: the annotation of a GenBank genome assembly